AAAACCAUUUCACGGAGAAACUAAUGAGAAUGGGCGGAAAUUUCGAAGCAUAACAUCUUCCAACGGUGACGAAUCACAACUCACAACUGGAUAGUACUAUAACUCCUUUCUCUCUUCUCUCUCCCUCGAUUUUGCCUCCACACAACUUCGCAGCUCUUUUUUUGCUCAACUUUCUUUCCUCUCCUCCGCUGCCUUCGAGCUCGCUUCUUGACCUCUUCCAUGGAGUCCUCCGCUACGCUUCGCUCCUUUCACUAUUUGGCAGGUGGUUCACGUCUCCAGUUAAUUGAGAAACCUUGUAAAAUUUCUGUGUCUAAUGUUAAUACGUCGUGCAUUCAAGGACUAUCAGUUUUUGGUAAGCCCGCCCAUACUCCAACAAACCAGAAGAGAACAGUGGUAUUGUGCACAAAGACGCCUGAAGUUACUGAAACUGCAAAACCCAGUGAUAGCGUACUCCAAAGUUCAGUACAGAAGAAGCCUGCAACAAAUGCAACAUUUCCUAAUGGAUUUGAAGCAUUGGUACUGGAGGUCUGUGAUGAAACAGAGAUCGCUGAACUAAAACUAAAGGUUGGAGAGUUUGAAAUGCAUUUGAAGCGUAAUAUUGGAGUCGUAAAAGCUCCCAUGUCUGCCAUUUCUCCAACAAUACCCCCACCAAUUCCAUCUAAACCCAUGGUUGAGUCUGCUCCUACUGCACCUGCACCUCCAAAAUCUUCUCCAGAGAAAAAAACUCCUUUCGCCAAUUUUCCCUUUGAGAAGUCAUCAAAGCUAGCAGCUCUGGAGGCAUCUGGAUCAAAAGGAUAUAUUCUAGUAUCUUCUCCUACGGUCGGAACAUUCCGAAGGGGCAGGACAGUUAAAGGAAAGAAGCAGCCUCCUAUCUGCAAAGAGAAUGACGUAAUAAAGGAAGGACAAGUAAUUGGAUAUGUGGAACAGUUUGGCACUCAACUUCCUGUAAAGACAGACGUGGCUGGAGAAGUAUUGCAGAUUCUCUUCAGGGAAGGAGAAGCUGUUGGCUACGGGGACCCCCUCAUUGCUAUCUUGCCAGCAUUCCAUGGAAUCAAGUGAUGAUCAAGGUUUGCAGAUUUCUGGUUUCAAUUAUUCUUUUCGCGUACUGUCUCUACUAAAAAUGUGGUUACACAAUGGGGGCUUAAUUGCUGAUACGUACUUUGUGUAGGUUUUUGGGUUUUAUUACAAUAAAGAUCUAAUCAACCUACGAAUGCUUUUUGGAUGACCAA
This is a messenger RNA of Momordica charantia (bitter melon), 1229 nucleotides long. Its product is annotated as biotin/lipoyl attachment domain-containing protein. The record is from RefSeq and is a predicted model, not a curated record. NCBI's taxonomy places the organism in Eukaryota, Viridiplantae, Streptophyta, Magnoliopsida, Cucurbitales, Cucurbitaceae.